Puntigrus tetrazona (Sumatra barb) is the source of this 4077-nucleotide messenger RNA. RefSeq names its product CTS telomere maintenance complex component 1 (gene ctc1). Gene Ontology annotation, molecular function: telomeric repeat DNA binding; single-stranded DNA binding. Gene Ontology annotation, biological process: telomere maintenance via telomere lengthening; positive regulation of DNA replication. The transcript has 23 exons. Bases 126 to 4010 code for a protein of 1294 amino acids. Lineage: Eukaryota; Metazoa; Chordata; Actinopteri; Cypriniformes; Cyprinidae. Gene Ontology annotation, cellular component: CST complex. The record is from RefSeq and is a predicted model, not a curated record.
UCACACACGCGAGACGCCGGCAGAAGAAGCGCGCGAGUCCCGGUGUUUAUGUUUCAUAUUUGCGCUCGUAUUGUUAUAAAUACAACAAAUGGGACGCUGACGGGGGACUGAUCGUGUCCGGAAGUAUGGAGGAGUUUCUGAAGCACUUUAAAAACCACAGCAGAGCGGAGCAGCUCUGGCUCUCUCAGGUGUUCGAGGCGGUGCAGCAGCAGCUCUUUCCUCUCCUCGAUGCGUCCCGGGGUCUGUCUGUGUCUGGUCUGUCUCUGAGCGUCGUGUCGAAGGUUCAGACGGCCUUCAGCUCCCUCAGCUCUGACUUACCUGUCAGCUACAGGUUCGUGUCGGUGUCGGAGCUGAUCCGUGAUCAGAGAACCGCCUGCUGCAGCAGCCUCAGCUGGAGCUCCGCCCACUACCGGGAACAAGCCAGGGGGGCGGAGCUAAAGCUCCCCGCUCACAAAGCCAUUCCUAGGGACAACCUGCUUCUGAUUGGCUGUCUGUGUGACGGACGGGCCGUGGGGACCAGUGAGGGCGUCUGGAGGGUUAGAGACGCCGGAGGGAGCCUAGCGUGUGCGAUGCUGAAGUCCUCUAGUCUGUGGCUGGGGAGACUGAUGCUGUUUCCCUCGUGGAACUACAUCCCCCAUGAUGCACCUGGGCUAGGUUACCUGGAGCUGCUGGAGCCUCCGGUGUGUGUGACUCUCGAGGCCAUGGCCUUUGACCCCGGAGGAGCCCUGAGUGAGGUCAUGAGCGUGAUGCGGGCGGCUGAGCUUCUCAGACAGAGGUGUGGGGAUCAGGUGUGUGUGUGUGUCAGCGGUCAGGUCAGUGUGGUGUGUCCUCUGCUGGUGAUUCGUGGGAAGCGGUUCUUCUGUCUGGUCCUCAGUGAAGAAGGGUCCUCAGUUCCUGUGUUCAUCACAGAAGCCAAGCAUCAGUACUGGAGGCAGUGUGUGUGUGUCGGCCGGAGUGUGUGUAUCUCGUCUCUGCGUGUGUGUUCACUUCAGGGGAUGCAGGGCCAGCGUGUGCUGACAGACAGCUGUCAAUCACGCCUCCAUCCGCACCUGCAGAACCGGGAGAACUCAGAGGAUCCAGACACACACUCUGUCACUGAUGACACACACUCAGCCGACACACACUCCGCUGACACACACUCCGCUGACACACACUCCUCUGACACACACUCCGCUGACACACACUCCGCUGACACACACUCCGCUGACACACACUCCGCUGACACACACACAGACUCCAUCAAUGAUGACACACACUCCGCUGACACACACUCCGCUGACACACACUCCGCUGACACACACUCCGCUGACACACACUCCUCUGACACACACUCCGCUGACACACACUCCGCUGACACACACUCCGCUGACACACACACAGACUCCAUCAAUGAUGACACACUCCCCGCUGACACACACUCCGCUGACACACACUCCGCUGACACACACACAGACUCCGUCACCGCUGACACACACUCCACCGACGCAGUGUUCAGGUCCGGUUCUGCAGUCAGAGUCAAGCGUUCCAAGCUCAUCAGCUUUAAGGGUACGGUCACGAAGAUCUUGAAUGCAGAGGCGGGGCUUUAUGAGAUUGACGGACAGGUGGGGCUUUGUCUGGCCUAUCAGCCGGCUCAGAAAUGGGGCGGCGGCUUGAGGCCGGGGGCGGAGAUUCAGCUUCACAAUGUUCACUUCAUAUACCGGUCUUCCCCGUUUGCUCCGAGUGUGGUUCUGUGUGCGUGUCUGCGCUCCAGCCUGCAGAUCACUUCCUUCAGCCGCCUGAGGUCAAAGGUGGAGGUGUCGGGGUCACACGGGCCGCUGCAGCGCCUCCUGCUGGAGAAGAAUCUGGGCCCGUCGCAGUAUCUCUGGCUCUGCUACUGUCAGGACGCGGUCGCUGAGAGGCUGUGUCCUCGCUGGGUGAGAGCUGAGCGGGUGUGUGUGGUAGCUGAGCGGCUGCUGGACGUCGUGUGUGACCCUGAACAUAAGACACAAAAGAAGAGAGACAUUUACAGAGAGAUGAUACAGAAGCCACACCAGUGCCCUGUUACUAUGUUCUGUGUGUGGUGGCCGUCUACGGCGCUGUGGUCUCUGAAGCAGCUCUCUGAUUGGAUGAGGCACGAGGUGUGGUCUUCGCUCUCGCUGGCGUCUCUCCUGCCACCGUCUGCGGCUCACAUGACUGCGCUGGAGCUGAACUCGGCUCUGUCCUGGUCCGUGCACACUGUCCAACUGACGGACGUGGCCCCGGAGCCGCUGCUGUUACUGGGGGUCCUGGAGCUGGACCCGACCCGCGCCACGCUGCAGCUCAGAGACCAGACACACACACUCGACUGCUUGUGUGUCUCAGAAGACAGAACCGCACAUAUCAGCACGGCCUGGCAAGGUUGUCUAGUGUGUGUGCAGCGGUGUACGUUAGUCAUGGAGAGGUUCAUGAAAUCGCAAUUUCCUUCCUGGAAACACCUGGAUCAGCCGAGUUACAUCACACACAAAGACUGCAGGUUGUAUCUCCAGCUGUGUGUGGAUGAUCUGAUCAUCAUCAGUCCGUCUGCUGCCAUGAGCCGCUGUCUGAUGGAGGACAGGCAGGCGGGCCGAGCGAGCGCUAAGCGACCUCCGACCCCAGUGGCGUGUGUCAGUGUGCUGCUCAGACUGGAGUGGAAGCAGGCCGUGCUGCUCAGACCGGAGCCAGGCUUCGUCUGCGGGGCCGUGUGUCUGGGAGACGCUCAGCGCUGGAGCCACGACCCCAAAAACACCCGGCCCCUGGAGAGAGAGAGACUCGGAGACGCCCAGCAGAUUGAGCUGCACUUCACGGGUUCUUGUGUUCGCUGGUUCCCCGUCCUUCAUCCUGGAUGUGUGUACAGAUUAAUCGCACGCAACACUGAGGAUGUGAGUCUCUUAAAAGCCAAGGGGGUUUUAGCGAGGGGCGGAGUCACACAGCUCAGUAGCCCCGCCCUCCUGUUGCAGCCACAGUGGCGCAUUCACACAAUCACUGAAGAGCUGCCGGACACACAGUCAGGUGUUCCUGAGUUCCUGAGCGUGUCUGAAGUUCUUCUCAGCAGCUCCGCCCCCGAGAUCGUCUCCUUCCGCGGAGUCAUCACUCAGCGAAUCACAUUACAGGAGGACAGCGGCUCUAGACCCAGGAUCCAAUCGCAGACGGCGGCGGAAGAGCAGGACGUCCGGCUGCGUUUGACCGUCCGGGACGCCGAGCGGCCUGGUCACGUGAUCGACGUGUAUGUGGAUCUGUCGUGGGGUCCGUACACACUCGGCCUGAUCCCCGGGGCCGCGCUUUCAGUCCGGCACGUCCAGCGCAAGCUCUCCAAAGUGUGUAACGUGUACUGCCGCUCUCUGCCCGUCAGCUGUGUGUGUGUCACUGAUCUGACGUCGGUGUGUUCGAGGUCAGGUGUGGCUCCGCCUCUUCCUCCCAUGAUGCUCUUGGGCGAGUGGGCGGCGAGCCGGACGCAGCGCUGUGUGCUGGCUCAGGUCAAAGGUCACGUGGUGUGUGUGUUGUCUCUGCGGCUGCAGUGGACGUGUUCUCUCUGCGGGAGCAUCUUCGGACAGGCGUCUUGUGGCCGAACUCACCCGCCGUGUGACUCCACCAGCGCAGUGUUUCAGGCCGAGGCCAAGGUGGUGCUGGAGGACGGCUCCGCUGACGCUCACGUCUGGUUCUCGUCUGACUCUGUCUGUGAUCUGCUGAAGCUGAAUGCGGGUCAGUGGGAGGGACUUCAGAGACACGUCAAGGUCAAAGGUCACGUGAAGGUGUACACACGCGGACGCAGCAUGACGUGUGACGAGGACCCUGACGAUGUUUUAGUUCAGUAUCUGAGCUGUCUGUGCUCCAGCGCCGCUGUGUGUCGUCAGAUCCACCUCACCUGCAGACUGAGAGCUCAGAGAACAGGGAAAUCUCAGCUAAAGAAAGUUCAUCGCGGUCAAACAGAAUUCAUCUGCAAAUUCCCACCUGCACUACAGUUACAGUGCACACACAUACACACACAUACAAGCACAGUCAGUCACACAUGCUGAACACACACACACACACACACACACACACAGACACGCACACACACACAGACACGCACACACACACAGA